Molecule: messenger RNA, 1598 nt
Organism: Penaeus indicus
Lineage: Eukaryota; Metazoa; Arthropoda; Malacostraca; Decapoda; Penaeidae
Product: solute carrier family 25 member 3-like
Exons: 6
Coding region: 70-1122 (350 amino acids)
Biological process (GO): mitochondrial phosphate ion transmembrane transport
Cellular component (GO): mitochondrial inner membrane
Molecular function (GO): phosphate transmembrane transporter activity
Source: RefSeq, a predicted model, not a curated record
AACACUGAGCGCUGGUCCCUCGGCAGACGACCCUGAACCGGCGACGCGGCACCAUCUUUCUCAAUCAAAAUGUUCAGCAGCCUCUGGGAAACCGCAAAGAACUCGCCGUUCAGUCGGCCUCUUGAAGCUCAGUGUGAUGCCCCCAACAAGGAGCUUGUAGCUGGGAGAAACAUUGCUGCUGCUGAUGCUCAGUACAGCUGUGAGUAUGGCUCAAACAAAUACUAUGCCCUCUGUGGCUUUGGUGGCCUGCUCAGCUGUGGUAUCACACAUACAGCUGUUGUCCCCCUUGAUUUGGUCAAGUGCAGGAUCCAGGUAGAUCCUGAAAAGUACAAAGGCAUCUUCAAUGGCUUCAAGGUAUCCGUCAGGGAAGAUGGUGUCCGAGGUCUGGCCAAGGGAUGGGCACCCACAGCCAUUGGGUACUCUAUGCAGGGUAUCUGCAAGUUUGGUUUCUAUGAAUUGUUCAAGAUUUUUUACGGCAACUUGAUUGGUGAGGAGAAUUCCUACCUCUACCGCACAUCCCUGUACCUUGCUGCUUCUGCCUCAGCCGAGUUCUUCGCUGAUAUUGCCCUGUCACCCAUGGAGGCCUGCAAGGUGCGUAUCCAGACCCAGCCUGGCUUUGCCUCAACUCUUCGUGCUGGUGCUCCCAUCAUCUAUGCACAGGAAGGCCUGUGGGGCUUCUACAAGGGCGUGGUCCCCCUCUGGUGCAGACAGAUCCCUUACACAAUGAUGAAGUUUGCCUGCUUUGAGCGUACCCUGGAGGCCCUGUACAUGUAUGUGGUGCCCAAGCCCCGUGACCAGUGCACCAAGAACGAACAGUUGGUUGUCACCUUUGCUGCUGGUUACAUUGCUGGUGUGUUCUGUGCCAUCGUCUCCCACCCUGCCGACACCAUCGUCUCCAAGCUGAACCAGGAUAAGGGAUCCACAGCUAUGGGUGUUGCAAAGAAGCUUGGCAUGGCAGGUUUGUGGAAGGGACUCUUCCCACGUAUCAUCAUGAUUGGUACCCUGACGGCCCUGCAAUGGUUCAUCUAUGAUGCCGUCAAGGUCACCCUCAACCUCCCACGUCCUCCUCCACCAGAAAUGCCAGAGUCCCUCAAGAAGAAGUUGGAGGCUAAGCAAGCGUAAAAAUAACAUUCUAGAUUCUUUGCGGAACUCCAAGCACAUUGCAUCAACCUUAGCCCUCAGUUAAUUCUAUAAAUUAUAAAUUAAGAUAUCACCAGCUUUUAAGAAUUUCACAGAAAGAAUUAUCAGUAUUUGUUUUGCAAAAUUUUUUACUGAGGCUUAGGUGGCAGUGGUAUAUUUCUUUAAUAAUGUUAACACGGCAAAGUUGCACCUUGGCCUGUGUGCUGCUGGUGUUGUUUGUUGCCUUUGUUGGAAUGUGCUACGGUGUGGUAAAACCAUCAUUACUUCCCCUGUAGCAUAAUCCAUGAAGGUUUUAGUAACAAAUACUGUGUUUUUUUUCAUGUAUGUCCGACUGGUAGGAAAAUUUUGAAAUUUAUCUUUAUUUUUAUCCCAACUAUUUAUGAAUGUUUUGGAAAAUGGCUGAUGUAUAUAGUAACUCUUCAUUGUAUAAAAUACAUUAAACACAGUAAAUGACAGAA